CCCGCCCCCUUCAGCCCCGGGCUCCUGCCUCCGGGACUCCGCGGGUCCCAGCGGGGGCCGGGGUCUGGCUGGCUGGAGUCGGGGGGAGGCACGUCCUUCCACCCCUCCGAGUCCGCCGCAGAGCCUCGAGCCGUGUCCCCAUCCUGGGACGUCCUCCGGCCAGGUGUCCAUUGGAUGUGCGGCCGUGGCGUCUGGAAACUGAUUUGCUGAGUCACUCGCUGCACUUCUCUCCGGGGCAGCUGUUGCAUUAAAAAGGCUUAUCGGGCCCCGCGGUUCAGGGGCCAGUGCUCGCCCAACGGUCUGCCGGGAGGAGCCCCCAUUGUGGGGCGGUGGCGGUCUGAGCCGACCCGAAUAGCUCAGUGUGUCUGCCGGGCCCGGAAGCGGGGAUCUCCCCGGCCAGACGGGCGCCCCAAGACCCACCUGCGCUGGCCGUGUGUGCGGGUGGCUCAUGGAGAGGACGGUGAAGCACUGCAGGCAGUGGGGCCCAAAUUUGGACUUUACUCUCUCUGCGUGGGGCGAGUGUCCCAAAGUGUGGAGGGAAAGGUCUGUGGCGGUGGACUGUUGGAGACCCAGGGUGGAGGCUGUCCCGGGAGCUGGGUGACAAGGCAGGCCCAGUGAGGAGAGGGACAGUGAACACGGGUUGCAGGUUCUGGAGGACACAUGCCAGCGGCAGAACUUCAACCCCAGCGAGUACGAUCUGAAGUUUCAGAGGAAUGUUCUUGACCUCUCUCUCCAGUGGAGAUUUGCCAACCUGCCCAAUAACGCCAAGCUGGAGAUGGUGCCUGUCUCCCGGAGCCGCGAGGGGCCCGAGAACAUGGUUCGCAUCGCUCUGCAGCUGGACGAUGGCUCCAGGUUGCAAGACACUUUCUGUUCAGGCCAGACGCUCUGGGAGCUUCUCAACCAUUUUGCACAGACCAGGGAGUGCCUGGAGCAGCCGAGCGAGGCGAGCCCGGUCUGUGUGUACAUGCGGGACGAGGUGACCGGCAGAGCCUCCUUGCAGAGCACGACGCUCAAGUCUCUAGGUCUCACCGGGGGCAGCGCCAUCAUCAGGUUCGCCAUGAAGCGACGCAAUCAGGAGCCUGGGGUCUCCCGGACCAAGACCCCAGGGAGCCCGGCCCCCUCCCUGUCGGCCGACCAGGCCACCGGCGGCCCUCUACUCCCGCUGAAUUCGGUGGGGCUCAGCCAGGGUGACGUGAGCCAUCAGGAUGAAGUGGGCACCUCGGGGGCCAGCCGCGUGGACGCUCCAGCGAAGCAGAUCUCGAAGGAGCCCGCCCCCGCCCCCUUUGUUCCUUUCUCAGGUGGGGGACAGCGACUGGGGGGCUCGUCCGGGUCUGCCAGGUCUCUGACGUCGCCUUCAGCCAAACCGCCGAAGUCCUUCUCCAGCCCCGGAGGCCCCUCCAAGCCGAAGAAGUCGAGGCCUGGCCAGGAGCCCGGGUCAGAGCCGGAGCCGCCGGUGGAUCGGGACCCCGUGGUGUGCCACCCGGACCUGGGAGAGCUGCUCCAGGCUUGCCCUGCAGAGCUGCCGGAUGAGUUCUUCGAGGUGACCGUGGACGACGUGAGGAGGCGCCUGGCCCAGCUCAGGAGCGAGCGGAAGCGCCUGGAGGAAGCGCCCUUAGUGACCAAGGCUUUCAGGGAGGCUCAGAAGAGGCAGAAGCUGGAGCGGUACCCCAAGGUGGUCCUGAGGGUCCUGUUCCCUGACCGCUACAUCCUGCAGGGCUUUUUCCACCCUAAUGAGACAGUGGGGGAUCUGCGGGACUUCGUGAGAAGCCACCUGGGGAAUCCUGAGCUGCCGUUCUAUUUGUUCAUCACUCCUCCAAAAACCAUCCUGGAUGACCACAGGCUGACCCUCUUUCAGGCAGAUCUCUUCCCUGCUGCCCUCGUGCACUUUGGAGCUGAGGAACCAACAGGCCUCUUCCUGGAGCCCAGGCUGCUGGAACGCACCGUCUCCCCGUCUGCGGCUGACUUGCUGGUGGCCAGGUGCAUGCCCAGGGCUGCUGGGGCCCCGCCCCCGAUGCCAGCCCCUGACCCUGCACCCCGUGACUUGGAGCCAACGGCUGAGGCGGGGGCGGUGGGGCUCCCUGAAUCCCGCCCCGAGACGGCCCAGCCGGUCAAGAGGGAUCUGGGCAAGGUGCCCAAGUGGCUGAAGCUGCCAGAAAGGGACCCCACCGCGCCCUGCCUGCAGCUCCCCACCCUGGGCUCAUCGAUUCUGCAGCCGGUCUGGACCCGCGUGGACCUGGGGGAUGCCGCUUGCCGGGACCUCACUCUUGUGAACAGAGGCACAGACAGGUGUCCUCCCUGAGCCGCCGACUUGACCUCACUGACACCGUUAAUUACCCCUCCUGUGAGGACCCCAGCGGCCCCAGGCGUUCGCUGCCUGGCCGCCUGUCUGAGCGCAGUGGCCGCGGGGCACGGGCUCCCGCCAGCCUCCUCUUCGGGUCUAAUCACUUCCACAUGCUCCCGGCUCUUUGAAGCCCCUAACACUCCCUGAGGAGAGGG
Prionailurus viverrinus (fishing cat) is the source of this 2496-nucleotide messenger RNA. It is a transcript of the gene ASPSCR1, whose product is annotated as ASPSCR1 tether for SLC2A4, UBX domain containing. The transcript has 16 exons. The coding region runs from base 776 to 2299 and encodes 507 amino acids. Gene Ontology annotation, molecular function: protein binding. NCBI's taxonomy places the organism in Eukaryota, Metazoa, Chordata, Mammalia, Carnivora, Felidae. The record is from RefSeq and is a predicted model, not a curated record.